AUGGCUAUGCGGGACUAUGCCGCUGACAAAGAGGCUAUAAGAAACUUCUUCGUAGAUUUUUGUCAAACUGAUGAUGAGGGACACAAGGUUUUUAAAUACGCAGAACAACUUACAAAAGUUGCGGAAAGGGAGCAGACAUCAUUUGUUGUGGAUUUGGAUGACCUGUUUGAAACAAAUGAAGAUUUGGCAAAUGCAGUCAAACAAAACACAAGAAGAUACACUAAUAUGCUGUCAGACGUUGUUUAUGAAAUGUUGCCAGAUUAUAAGCAUAAAGAGGUUGUAGCUAAAGAUGCACUAGAUGUGUACAUAGAGCAUAGAAUAAUGCUGGAGGCAAGGAAUCACAGGAUACCUGGUGAAAUGAGAGAUCCAAGGAAUAGAUAUCCUCCUGAACUGAUAAGAAGAUUUGAAGUAUAUUUCAAAGAUGUGUCCACUGCCAAGUCAGUGCCAAUUCGAGAGGUAAAGGCUGAACAUAUUGGAAAGCUUGUAACUGUCAGAGGUAUAGUGACAAGAUGUACAGAUGUCAAACCGCUCUUAGUGGUAGCAACAUAUUCAUGCAGUGCUUGUGGCGCUGAGACUUAUCAGCCUGUAAGAGGCUUACAGUUUACUCCACCCCCUGUAUGUACUGCAGAUGAGUGCCGUUUGAAUAAGACCUCAGGACAGUUGUAUUUGCAAACAAGAGGUUCCAGAUUCCAAAAGUUUCAAGAAUUGAAGAUCCAAGAGCAUUCUGACCAAGUGCCAGUGGGGCACAUACCGCGUCAGUUAUCAGUGUACUGUCGUGGUGAAACAACACGACGAGCGCAACCUGGUGACCACGUAGCAGUGACUGGUGUGUUCUUGCCUAUGCUUAGUACCGGCUUUUGGCAAAUAGUGCAGGGCUUGCUGUCUGACACGUACUUAGAGGCGCAUGUUGUGACAUGCUUAAACCAAAGUGACGAAAAUGAAAUGGCAGAGGCAUUGACUGAAGAAGAAUUGGCAGAGUUAGCAGACGAAGAUUUAUAUUCAAGGAUGGCGCAGAGUCUCGCGCCUGAGAUAUAUGGUCAUGAAGAUGUUAAGAAAGCUCUCCUGUUGCUACUUGUAGGUGGUGUUGAUAAACGCCCAAACGGCAUGAAGAUCAGAGGCAACAUCAAUAUCUGUUUGAUGGGUGACCCAGGAGUAGCCAAAUCUCAGCUUUUGAACUACAUUAACCGUUUGGCGCCACGAAGUCAAUACACUACGGGAAGGGGUUCCUCUGGUGUUGGUCUUACUGCUGCUGUUUUGAAGGAUCCAUUCACUGGUGAGAUGAUGCUCGAGGGUGGUGCUUUGGUGCUAGCCGAUCAAGGGGUGUGCUGCAUCGACGAGUUCGACAAGAUGGCGGAGAAUGAUCGCACUGCCAUACACGAGGUGAUGGAACAACAGACCAUCAGUAUAGCCAAGGCGGGUAUAAUGACGUGUUUAAAUGCGCGAGUGUCCAUCCUGGCGGCGGCAAACCCUGCGUACGGCCGCUACAAUCCGAAGAGGACAAUAGAGCAGAACAUUCAGCUACCCGCCGCUUUGCUUUCUCGUUUUGAUUUGCUCUGGCUUUUACAGGAUAAACCCAACAGGGACAAGGACUUGGAGCUGGCGAAGCACAUCGCAUACGUACACCAGCACUCCGCGCAGCCGCCGACUCGUCAGCGCGCGCUGCCCAUGCGCCUCGUGCGGCGCUACGUGGCGCUCACCAAGCGCAAGCAGCCCGUCGUGCCGCACGCCCUCGCGGACUACCUCGUCUCUUCAUACGUGGAACUGAGGCGAGAAGCUAGGAAUGCACGUGACGUCACGUUUACGUCGGCUAGAAAUCUGCUUGCUAUCCUACGUUUGUCUACUGCCCUCGCACGUCUAAGGUUGUCCGAUGUUGUCGAGAAGGAAGACGUGUCCGAAGCAAUUCGUCUCGUUGAAAUGUCUAAACAGUCAUUGCAGCAUGUGGAAGAUAAUGUACAGAGGGGCAUAAGCGCUACAGACCGCAUUUUCGCAAUAGUGCGCGACCUGGCCGGCUCGAACAAGACUGUUAAAAUUGCUGACGUCAUCGAGCGUUGCGUCGAUAAGGGUUUCAAGCCAGAUCAGGUGGACGCUUGCAUCGAGGAGUAUGAAAACUUGAACGUAUGGCAAGUCAAUCAAGUGAGGACGAAGAUAACAUUUAUGUGA
This is a messenger RNA of Parnassius mnemosyne (clouded apollo), 2160 nucleotides long. The record is from the annotation of a GenBank genome assembly. NCBI's taxonomy places the organism in Eukaryota, Metazoa, Arthropoda, Insecta, Lepidoptera, Papilionidae.